Harmonia axyridis is the source of this 1171-nucleotide messenger RNA. RefSeq names its product parkin coregulated gene protein homolog. NCBI's taxonomy places the organism in Eukaryota, Metazoa, Arthropoda, Insecta, Coleoptera, Coccinellidae. Bases 95 to 826 code for a protein of 243 amino acids. Gene Ontology annotation, molecular function: Hsp70 protein binding; Hsp90 protein binding. The record is from RefSeq and is a predicted model, not a curated record. The transcript has 3 exons.
UCAUCAGAUCACCAUUCCAUAAAUCUGUCAUUUUUCAGUGUCAUAUACAAAUACAGGGUUUUGUGUCAGUUUUUCUCAAUUUUCCUUUGAAAAUAUGGUUUGUGGACGGGAAUUCAGACGCACCCUUCGUAGGCCUAUGCCAAAUGCCGCCUGCAAAGCUAGACCUCCUUGCAGAAUUGUACCAGCAUUUACGAUCCAAGCGAAUCAGAAGAACACAUGUGUAGCUCCACCACCUAGAUGUUAUGCCCUUUGUGAGCGGCCACCUAAGAAAACCCUUUUUCGAUAUCGCUACAAGAGGGGCGACUUCCCCAUCGCCCUAGAAACGAAGGGCAUCUUAUGGAAAACUGAUAUCCCAAAACUCGAUUUCCACUUCUAUCUUCCCAUGUUCUUCGAGGGCCUUAUAGAGACCACCCACCCCUACAAGGUGUUCGCUAGACAGGCAGUUCACGACAUGCUCACCUACGGGGGAAAUAAAAUCUUCCCUUGCAUACCCCAGCUGAUCAUUCCCAUCAAGAACGCUUUCAACACGAGAAACAGGGAGGUGAUCUGCGUGACGCUGAAGGUGUUGCAGCAUUUGCUUCGGACCAGUGACAAGGUGGGUGAAGCUUUAGUGCCUUACUACAGGCAGCUGCUUCCAGUGCUCAACAUGUUCAAGAACUGCAACGUUAACUGCGGUGAUCACAUCGACUACAGCCAGAUGAGGGGUGAGAAUGUAUCGGAUCUAAUCAAUGAGACCCUCGAGCUGAUGGAGAGAACUGGUGGCGAAGAUGCCUUUAUUAACAUAAAAUAUCUCGUCCCCACCUAUGAAUCCUGCCUCUUGAAUUAAACCUAAACUCCUAAAUUCUUUAGUUUUAUAGUGUGAAAGACGCGUUAUAAGGGAUAUCCUCUUGAAAGGUAACAAGAAAAUUAAUUCCAGAGUAGAAGCUAGCAAUGAAUCUUAAAAAAAAAUCUACCGUUGUUUUGCUGGAGUGUGUUGAAACAACAUUCUCAGGAAAUUAAAUUUGGGAUAUUGCUACAAAUUGUUGCAGAUGGGACAUCGAUUAGAAAAUGUGCUAUUUAAUAUCUACAUGAAUCUCGUGCACAUCUCAUUGAAACUAUAUUUAUAUUAUUUGCACCUUCUUUUUAUAUAUUAUAUGGAUAAUCGAUAUUAUAUAUAUUUUUAUUGAUUCAA